GACAAUCAACUCUGUGGAGAUUGUCCGAAACGAUCAUCACCUACCUCCAAAAAUGGCUAUAAGGGCAGCUUUGAUAUUCAACAAUCAUGGUAAACCAAGGCUGACAAGAUUUUAUUCUCAGCUGCCUACAUCGCGACAGCAAGCAUUAUUGCAAAAGACGUUUGCACUUGUUCAUAAACGUACAACAAGUGCUUCAUCUUCUUCUUCGGGGAGAGAAGCAUGUAAUUUCUUGGAUGCUCCAGAGUUGAGACCUUUAUUACCCCCUCCUGCAACAAGAAUAGAGAAUGAAUUGACUAGGGAUGUAGGCAAGUAUGAAGACGAUAUCGAUAUUCGGACUUCAACAAAGCCGACAAGAAGGCAAGAUGAUCAAUUACGAGUGAUCUAUCGACAUUACGCAACGCUUUAUUUCGUAUUUAUCGUUGACGAAAGUGAGAGUGAACUCGGUAUAUUGGACUUGAUCCAAGUAUUCGUAGAAGCAUUAGACAGAUCGUUUGAAAACGUAUGUGAGCUAGACCUAAUCUUUCAUUUUGAUGAAGUACAUGGAAUAUUGGACGAAAUCAUUCAAGGUGGUUUGGUUCUAGAAACCAAUAUAAGUGAAAUCGCUCAAAAUGCAGAAUUAGCAAAUAAAGCAAGAAAAGCUUCGGCUUCAACCAAUUCUAUAACCGGUUCAGCGGGUGUGAUUCCAGGCAUGGGGGGAAAUGCGGGUGUCAAUGCAUCUGCUUGGACACCACCUGCAGGAUUGGGAGGAAUGCCAUGGGGCGGAGCAGCUGCUCAAGUUGGAGGCUGGGCUCGUGAUUGGGGAGCGAGAUUAGGCUCCGGAAACACAAUGACAGGCGGUUCUACUUAUGGAAGAAUACAUCAUUGA
This is a messenger RNA of Meira miltonrushii, 865 nucleotides long. RefSeq lists its product as uncharacterized. The record is from RefSeq and is a predicted model, not a curated record. Gene Ontology annotation, biological process: Golgi to vacuole transport; intracellular protein transport. The coding region runs from base 53 to 865 and encodes 270 amino acids. The transcript is spliced from 2 exons. Lineage: Eukaryota; Fungi; Basidiomycota; Exobasidiomycetes; Exobasidiales; Brachybasidiaceae. Gene Ontology annotation, cellular component: intracellular membrane-bounded organelle; membrane coat; AP-3 adaptor complex.